This is a messenger RNA of Striga hermonthica, 1107 nucleotides long. Lineage: Eukaryota; Viridiplantae; Streptophyta; Magnoliopsida; Lamiales; Orobanchaceae. The record is from the annotation of a GenBank genome assembly.
AUGGUGGCUUUGUCAAAGUUAUCUUCUGCUUUCCGAUUGUUAACUUGGAGCUUGAGGCCUUCAAAUCCCAAUUUGAGUCGCGGUGUUCGUUCUAUGAGCGCCGCCGCCGCCGCGGCACCGAGCAGGCCUGGGACGUCGCUCGACAGAGUCUUGAGCUUUGACGGCAGGACAUCACCGUACAAUAAAUUAGAAACGACCGUGGUCGUGGGAUCCUCACACGGCUGGCUGGCCCUUUUCAACCAGACCAACUCCGACCUGUUCCUGUCGAACCCCCUCACCGGCCGCCACGUCAAACGCCCGCCCGUCCCCGUUAUCGACGGCUGUGCGUGGGUCAACAAGGUGAUAAUCUCUGAUGAAGACCCGGAACAUGAAGAUUGCCGGGCCAUGAUGAUCCACGACAUCGCGGAUAUCCUCGCUUUCUGCUGCCCGGGCGGGGCAAGCUGGACCCGCAUUGGCACCCACACUUGUCCUCCUCCCAAUCGCGUUCGGAAUUACGAGGAUGUCGUGUACUCAAACUCGGAGAAUCUAUUCUUCUGCCUCACGGCGAUUGACUGCGACGACUUGGAGGCGUGGGAUCUCACAGACCCCACCUCGCCUAGGCUGGUGUGGUGGAACCACAAGGACUUGUUGGGCCCUGAAAACUACAUUGCUUGGUUGCAUGAUGUGGAGAAAAUACGUUUGUCGGAGACCGGCAUUUGGACUAGGGCACUUAGAUACUUGGUGUAUGCAGAGCAUUUGCGGCAGUUGUUUCUUGUCACGCGUCAUUUAGUUGAGCAGAUGGCUCUGGAUGGUUUAUCUGUGGAAGACUUUGAACGAGACAAUGAAUACCCGUACAAAACGGUGGCUUUUGAUGUACAUAAGAUCGACCGGGAAGAAGGUGGAGGAGGGAAGUUGAGCUAUGUUGAUGGGUCGUUGAGUGGGCUGACCAUGUUUGUUGGGCAUAACCACUCGUUUGCAGUGAUGCCUAACAACGGGCUUCAGCCCGAUUCCAUAUACUUCACGGAAGACCCUGUAUUCAGCGCAGGAAAUUCGAAUUUCGAUGAGGAGGAGGAAGAAAAAAUGUAUGGGGGCACGAUAUCGGCAUUUAUGAUUAUGUUGGGAGCUUGA